This is a messenger RNA of Micropterus salmoides (largemouth bass), 2877 nucleotides long. RefSeq lists its product as uncharacterized. Lineage: Eukaryota; Metazoa; Chordata; Actinopteri; Centrarchiformes; Centrarchidae. The transcript is spliced from 6 exons. The coding region runs from base 1152 to 2405 and encodes 417 amino acids. The record is from RefSeq and is a predicted model, not a curated record.
AUCCAAGGAACUGAGGGAGGAGCCAGAGGGAUCGGAGUACAGGGAAGAGGAGGAGACCUUGAGUAUCAAUUCAUCCUCCAACAAUCAUCCUCUGACUGGAAAUCAUUCUGCCUUCCAAUGUUCCACCCCCACACCUCAAAGACAGGAUCAUGAUUACAGCAUGUCCUCCUCCAGCGACCUUCCUCAAAAUACUGAUCAGCUGCUGUUUUCCACCCCUGUUUCUGGGGCCCAAAAUUCCUCUGCCAGUCACCAAAUCCCUUCCACCGCCCUGUGUGGGUCUAUGCCUCCGCCUUCAUGUGAGACUGUGUCUUCUUUUAAACUAUCGGGGCACUUGAGUGGCCAUAGUCAGCUCUUGACUGGUUCAAUGUCAAGGGACUGCAUGUGCAUCCUGGAGAAGUUGGAUUCCAGAUUGCAGAAGCUGGAAAAAAAGAUGGACUGUUUGAUGGCAAUGCAGCGACAGACACCCACUCCGCGUAAAGCACCUCAAUCUGUUCAAAAAAGUGAGCAUGUCAACAAGGGACAGAAGGGCACUUUUUUCUAUGAAAAUACUGUUGACGACUUCUUCAAGUUUCGCGUGGGGCCUGGAAGGAAAGAUAGAGAAAAUGCAAGGAAGUCUUCAAGCCAUGCUCUUUGCUUUUGCCUCUAUAUGGCUGCUGGUCUACCCUCCAAGAUCGUCUCCAGUGACCUAAGAUUCCUGAACCAAAUGGACAAGUUGCGUGGUUGGCCAACAUACCUGGUCCAGAAGGGCUACGCACCCUCAUCAAUGAAAAACAUGUUGACCAACGUGAUUAUGUUUUUCAAGCAUAUUGAAAACUCCUUCCUGACUCAAAGCAAGCUCAAACAGAAUGAAAUAAAUAAAAUCCUAUACGAGCUGAAGAGGAUCCAGGCUGAGAUUCAAAGAACGCUGGUUGUCCACCCGCAAAAAGUGUUGUGUCGUAAAACAGAUGAUCAGCUUCAUGCAGCUCAGGAAAACACUUUCAUGACAGCUGCAAGGGAAAAAAUUCCUAAACUGUUUGGUUAGUAGACUUAAUUACUUAUGCUGUAAUGCUCGUUUUUUGGUUGCUUACAUUCACAACCAACUUUUUUUUUGAGGUUUUUUUAUAGAACGAUUGGAGAGCAGUGGAAAUCAGGAGAAUGAGCAUUCUAAGCUAAUGGGCUACAUAAUGGGCUACCUGCGCAUCCUCACUGGACACAGAUCGGUUGUCCUCACCAACAUGACAAAGGAAAAUGUGGUCAACUUUGACUGUUGGAAUCAUGGCGAGAUAUUCCAAGUCCUGGUUGAUGACCACAAAACCAUGCAGUCAUUUGGUCAGGCUGCAUUCAACCUAAAUGAGGAGGAAUUUAGGUGGCUGGAAAACCUCGUCAACUGCAAGUGCUGUCCUCAAGGUCAGGCCAGUGAUUAUGUUUUCCACACAAUACUUGGAAAACAGAUUGGUAAGGCCAGGCACUUCCUUCGUCUCGCUUGGGUGGACUGUGGAAUGAAGGGCACAAUCAGUUUUAACAAGAUCCGGAGCAGUGUCUCUACUCAAGCCAACCAAUACCUCUCUGAGAAGGAGAGAAAACAGUUGGCAAAAGUGACGUGCCACAGACCCAGCACGGCAGAGAGAUUAUAUGUGGCUCUACCAGACAAAGUCACGGGAUAUGAGACAAGGUUGCCGAGACCAAAGGCGUUAAAGAUGACCAUUGUGAACACCUCUGAGGAGGAUGAAAACAACACUGAUAUGUCAUUAGAAGACACACCAAAGGCGAGCACAGAGGAUGAGGAGCCAAUCUUUGAUGACCACGAGUCCGUCUCUUCACUGUCAUCUGAAGAGUUAAGGAUCAUGCGUAAAAGAUGUGGAAGGCCUUUCCAGUCAAGUAGCGGGAUUAGAAUCUCCUCCAGUUGUGAGGUUCCCGCACCAUCACAGGACAGCCUUCCACCAGCUCAACUUCUCAAGUCCAAGAGGCAAUUGGAUUUCUCAAUGGAAGAAGUCUCAAAAAUACUUGUCUGCACACCUUCAAAGUUUUCUUGUGGUGAUGAGAAGUUGCGCCGAACAAUUGCUGAUGAUUGUCUCUUACAAGCAAAUCUUUCCAAUGCCCUGCCUGGGCAAGCACCCCUUGCUAACCCACAGAACCUACCUGCACACCUGACUGAGCAGAGCACCAUGUUCCUUGCAGCACAGACGGCUCUGGAGGAACCAAGUAGCGAGCCUGAGCCCCUCACUGCCAAGACCACAGAUUGUGUGUCAGUGCCCCAAAUUGAGCAGGUCCCAGGGAAUGUGCCAGCACCCCUGAGCCCCGUACAGCAGACUCCCGACUGGCUGCUACAAAUACAAGAGGAGAAGGAUGCACAAACCCCAGUGGGACUGGACCCAGAAUGUGUUCUGAAUCUUAUGUUCCAGGAGACACCAGAGUUGGUGUCUUAAACACCAGAAGACCAGAUGCCACAAACCCAAGCGGAGGAGGUGCAGAAGCCCUAGCCAGGCAGGACCCUGGCAUAUGCUCAAAAACCCAUGAAGCAGGUGACCCAGACCCAGUUGGUGCCACGAACGCCAUCAGAGGAGGUGUUUGGGUUUGUGAAUGUCCCUUUACCCGGGAGACAAAAAUAGUGUCCCUAGGAGGAGAUUAACCCUGGAUGGGUAUUAUAUUAAAAAUAUAAGGUUUAAUUCAUAUGUUCAUCUUUAAAAUGAGAAGGAAUGCUGACGUUCUGAUUUAUUACUUUUGUCUGUAAAUGUAUAAUUUCCUUAUAGUUGUGUCUUAAUGUUGCCAGUCUAUCUAGACACACUUGCAGUCUCACACAGAUGCGCACACACACUCUUUUACUUUUGAUUAUACUUAUUUACCAAAAUUAUUAAAAAUAUCUCAGCAGAAUUGUUCAAAGUAAAUGUUUCUAAGACC